Molecule: messenger RNA, 5704 nt
Organism: Patella vulgata (common limpet)
Lineage: Eukaryota; Metazoa; Mollusca; Gastropoda; Patellidae
Product: protein cramped-like
Exons: 21
Coding region: 336-3518 (1060 amino acids)
Biological process (GO): pattern specification process
Cellular component (GO): nucleus
Molecular function (GO): chromatin binding
Source: RefSeq, a predicted model, not a curated record
CCGAAUCAAGGAAUAUUAUAGAAUCAACCAAAUUAAAUUUAUUGAUUGUCGAGGAGGUUUCCCCCACCCCCACAAAUAAAAUAAUAGUCCAUAUUAUCUUCUAGCCAAGAAUCGUUUGAUGUUAUCAAAAAUUGCAAAUUCAAAGCUCUAAAAAUAAUUAGGCUGCUCGGUAUGCCUAUUCCGUAUAAACCUCUCGCAAUGUUGAUAACCGAGGGAUGUUUUGUGUUGGGUAGUUGCCGAGACGAGUAUUAUGACUGUACAAAGAGAACUGCUACGAGUUAUCUGGUUUUUAUUGGUGUGAAUAUCACAUAAGUGUUUGUACUUUUUCAAGAUCUAUGCCUUUAGCUAAACGGAGAAAAGUUUUAAAUGAGGACUGUGCCGUAAAGGAUGCAUCUGGAAAUCGGGUGAGUGUUACAACACAGGAUGUUGCACAAGAAGAAGUGGAUAAGAGAUGCACAGUGACAGAUGAUGCAAAAACACAAAAUUUUCCAACUUUAGAACGGCGAUCAAGACACACAAGUCGUUCAGAUGAAAGUGCUGUAACAGACGAUGAAAAACCAUCAACCCCGUCAACAAGUGUUGCCACCACCAGUGUGCCUCUGAGAAGCAGUACAAGAGUAAUAAGGAAAACAAGAAAAGAUUUUAGCCCCCCUGAAUCACCUGUUAAAAAAACAGCUAAAGAAACAAAGGUCACAACACCAUUAAUUAAAACAAAAAGAGGCUGGGAGCUAUGGAGUACUGAAGAUAAAAAUAUAUUCUUUGAAGCCCUUUUUGAGUAUGGGAAAGAUUUUGAUGCUAUCCAAACUAUGUUAGUACAGAGAGGGAAGAAAAGAGGUCUAACACCAGAAUUAUUGAAGAGAAAAGAUCAAGUUCGCUUUUUAUAUUACAGAACAUGGCAUAAAAUUGCUAAAUUUAUCAAUAUUUCUAAAGAUGUGAGAAAGGAAACACAAGAACUGUAUGGUCUUAUCAACUAUGGUAUUUUUCGUAAAACAGUAAAAGGUUUAAAUGAAAAGACUGCAGUGAAACUGAAUGAGUUAAUUAAUAAAGGCUACACAACUCUAAGAAUAAAAGGAAAGACAAAGAAAUUGAAAACACCAGUUUGUAGUGCACUGAAGAAGAUAAAUGGACUUUUUGGAAAUGAGAAUAGAGAAGUCCAUCAAGCUCAUCAAGUACCAGAAAAAAUUACCGUAGAGCUUUGUCCACGAACCAAUAAAGCCUGGUCACAAGUUCAAUCUAUUUCUCAAAACCCUCGUCUGCGCAUGAAUUUAAUGUCCGAUAGAACUCUCGGAGCUGUCUUAGAAUACUUGAAUAAAAAAUGGAAGAGUCAUCGUGUCAGAGUGUUGGAGAAUAUGGAUCAAUGUGAAGUAAAUAAAGAUGAUUUGACAAUAUUUCCCAGUAGACAUUGUAAAUUGAACCAAGCUAUAACCAUGUUACCACAAAGUGUUCCCAGAUUAGAUCUAACACUCUCUAAUUAUAAAGAAAACUUUUUGAAUUCACCAAGUGUAAAUAAAGGGAAAUCUGUGAUUCCAGUAGUGGAUGAAAGUGUAAAAGUUGUUUGUGAUAAUUCUAGUGAACCCAGUGUGCAAAUGAUCAACCAGACGACACCACCAAAACAAAUAAACAAAACACCACCUGGUAAAUCAAAAGACUUACCUGAAGAACAGCUGUCCAUUAAGUCGGAUACAGUUCCGUUCUUAGAAGAUGAAAAUGCUGUAUUUCCGGACAACUUGUUCUCUAAUUGUGAUUCUGUACCUAGUACAUCAUCAACUGAAAAUAAUAAUAAAACUUCUAAGGGUUCAACCAGUGAGAGCCCCAUGCAAAGUGCAAAUACACCACAAGGCAAAACGAACUGUGAUGAAAGUCAUGAUUCCGUUCAGGAAAAACUUCAGAAACUGUAUGAAGAUUCAAAGCAAGGAUGGACUGCUGAAACAGGCAAAAAUGUUACCUUAGCUCAGCUAAUGCUCAUGUGCGGGAAAGACAAAAAGUUAUUCUUGGAGUAUGAAUGGUGUCCUAAGACAGUUAGUAAUGAACUUCUCACAAAUAAUUUAGCAAAUAUGUUACGGAGAUUGGCUCAUUUGGCAGCAACAGAGUUCUCAGACUUUUCAAAUACAAAAUCAAAAUCGCACUCAUCCAAAACUACUCCUUGUUCUAUGUGUGGAACUGUUGCUUCAAGAUCAAAAGUUCAAACAGCUAACAAGGGUGUUAAUACAAGAACCAAAUGUAUUAAAACAAUAGAAGAAGAACCACCAGAGAGUAUGAUGAAUACAGUCUCACAUGAUGGUAUGACUGGGAAUAUGAUUUCACCAGAUAUUUCUGUUGUUAACCCAUGUGCAAGUCAGGUUAUGGCCACUCAGAUACCUAUAUCACAACAAAAUGGUGUAUUUAGAGUACCUAUGGCUGUACCAUUACGUGGAUGUGGUGGUCAACAAACACGAGUUUCACAGGCAGCAGUUAAUCAAUUAAUACGACCACCUGAACCAAAAGCUAAUUUUCUUAUACCACGUAAAAGAAAGAAACAGCGGAAUAAGUCCAUCAUCAUUCAGCGAACACUUUUACCGAAAACAACAAAAGAACAAGCUUUUACUAUCAUGUCAAAUUUACCAUCUAACCAACAACAGUUAUUAACAAACAGUGGUACAACUUUACCUUUAAACCAAGGCAGUGUUAUCACCCAACCUUUUUCUCCAAUAAGUCUCAACUCAUCUUUACAAACAGCUCAACCUAGUCCACCUAUAUUACCUAUAAUAACAGGUAUGGGUGAAAAUCCGUCGACUAUAUCGGUUCCAGUUACAGAAACGGUUACUAUAGAAACAGGACAGUUGGAUCUAAUACAACAGAAGAACCGUGAAGAAAAUCUCUCGAUAGAUAUCCCCUUUAAUAAUAAUAUGCAACAGUCUGUGUUAAGAAUAGAUAAUACAGUUACAUGUAGUAAUUCAAGUAGUGGAUUAUCUAGUAUGUUAUCUUCACCUGUCAAAGAUAGGAUGCAAUCAAUCAGACAUACAUCACCACCUAAUCUAUCAACAUUAUUAGACAUGUCAUUACCUGGACCCCCUAAUGGAGCUGAUAACAGUACAGCUGAAAAAUUACUUGAUAUUGCUCUGGUUAAUUCUAAUUCAGGAUUUGCAACCUUUCUAGAUACUCCUAUCAAGAGCAGUAAAAGUGAUUUAUUAUUAAAAACAUCAACAUACCCUGAUAGAAGUAAUAUAUCGCCACCAACCAGUCCUAAUCCUACCCUACUAAAACUUGGUUUCUCAGCUUCAGAUGUUCAGUGGUUAAAUGGAGAGGGACAAGACAUAUCGUUGAGCAGUUUUUUGACUGAUUCACCAUUGAAAAAGAAUACAGGCAGCUCCUCCAACUCUAAUAGUUUUGGACCACCACAAAAUAUCUUCAGCGAACACUCUCAGGAUUCUCUAGUAGAGACGUCUUUUCAGUCUAUGAUGAAUGAAAGUAGUAUAGAUUUAGUCAGCAAGUUUGCUAAAUUAGCUGAUCACAUAGCUGGUCCACAAGAUAAAACGUAGUCAAAAUAUAAUACAGUUACCUUGUACACAAUAGAUAGUUACUAUAUAGUUACAAUACUUACAUGUUCAUACUGCACAUUACACAAAAUAGUCACACUAAUAUUACUAUAGUAAUAUAUAGUCUUUGCAGUUCAAGAAAAAUACAUUUUAGUAGUUAUGUUCAUAAUGAACUUAGAUAAAUUAAUAGAUUUUGUAAAAAAAAAGGUAAUAGUAAAUGAUUUUGAUUGGAGUGUGUUUUUUCAAUGUACUGGUAUACAAUUUAUUUCUGAAAUAAGGAUUGUUUGAUUUUUUUUUUUUUCAUAUAUGAUUUGCAAACAGUUGUGAUAUAGAUAUCAGUUGGUUGAUUUUGUAUGUAUUUAAUUGUUAAUUCUUAUUAUAUGAGCCAUCUACUUUAUAAAUCAGAGAUAUCAGUUUAAUUCAAAACAAAGCAAUAACCUACUAUAAAAUCCUUACCACUAAACUUAGUGUUAUCUGCGGUUGCUUUAAAUUUAUUUCAGAAUAAUAUAUUCCCACAAAUAAAAGUUAUCAAAAAUUCAGCUGUGAAUGUAAAGAACCCAGCCAUUACAUCAUAAAUGAAACCAAUUUGAUUUUCAGUGGGUUUGUGAAAUUAUUUUAGCAAUUUAGGAUCAACAGAUAUUUGGGUGUUUGGAUAAACCACAUGUUGGUAAAUUUGAAAUGGCAAUAAAAUGGAUCUCCAUAUCAUGAUUGAUGUCGUAAGAGUACUGUCACAGGAAUUUGAGUUUUAUAUUCAGUCACAUCGUAUUUACAGGUUUUCUUUAAAAAUGUGGAUCUGUUGAUAGAGAUGUUGAUAAUUAUUCUAUAAAAUCAACGACAAUGUAAAUCGGCUACAUAAUUGAAAUAGGACCUACUAGAUUUUUAUAGUUUGUUGAAUUAACAAAAAGGCCUCAAUGUGCAAAAGCUUCGAUGUUUUUUUUAAUUAAAUUAAAACCUUUUUGUACCUUAAUUACAGAUAAUUCCAACAUGUGUCAAGUUUUCAUAUUUUUCUCAGCUUAGGUAAUAUUGAUUUAUUGAAAAAUUAUUAUAUUUUGUUUAAUAUAUAUACGUAAAGUAUUUUCUGUCAGUAAGUUGUGUUGCGGCUUGCUGUGUACAAUUUAAUUGCGUAUUAAUGUGAUAUGUAAAAUAUUAUUUAUUCUUACAAUAUUGGAAUGUGUCCCAAAUGUUACUUAAUAUUAAUCAGUAUUCAAGAUUAAAAAGGGCAUAUCUUGCCUUUUAUUACUUUAAGUUAUGUUAUUUCCAAGUUAAUAUUGUAUUAAAAGCUUCAAUUUUUAAUAGCAUAUUUUUUUUUUUUUCUAUUUUUAUUUAUUUAAGACAAAGUAUUCAGCUUAAAACUAUAUAUGAUUUACAUGACAGUUUAUAUUGCAGUCAUCAUUUAAUGAACCAUAGCAUGUUAAUAUUGACAUUUACCAAUAAUAUUUAUACUAUCCUUGAGAACCAUGUCAGAUUAAAAUAUUUAUUGAAUGAAAUUGGCAUGGAAAAUGGUUGUUUAUUUUAUGAUGCUAGAUGGCCUAAUAUUAAUUUGAUUAGCCUAUUUUGUUUUGCUUAUAAUAUUUCUUGAAUAAUUUUUAUACGCCCAUAUUUUCAUGUUGACUUAUAUUGUUGUCACCCCUGUUCGUCCGAAGGUUCCCAUUUUGUUUGUAGACACUCGACAGGUCAAAAUUUUAUCCAUUUUUGACGAAACUUGAAAUUUGGGUUUAUAUCCCAAAAAUCUUGGUUCCUUUUGAUAUGGGCAUUUAUCGGACCGUUAUUUCAUGGAUUAUGGCCCCUGAAUGUACGAAAAAUCACGUUUUUAGCUUGUGGACACUCUAGAGGUCACAAUUUUUAUCCAAUUUUGAUGAAACUUAAAAUAUAUUUUUAUAUCUCGAAGACCUUCUUUGUUCUGAUAUGGAUGCAUGUUGGACUGUAACAUCCUGGACUAUGGCCCUUUAUUGUACGAAAAUCGCUUUUAGCUCGUUCUCUGUCCGUCUGUUACAAAAUGUGGGCAUAUCUUGUAUGGCAACCGCUUGUUAUACAGUCCUUUGGUUUUUUGUUCUGAAUCAUUUGUGAUUUUUUUCUUAUCCUUAAAACCAAAGAACUGUAUAUUUUCCUGUUCUAAAGUAACAGUUUAACUGUUUUGUUUCUUUAAAAUCGAUAUAUUUUGAACGCUCAUUAAAGCAAUACCAAGAAGA